CACGCACAAACAUCACCAAUUCAUCAAGUUUCUCAGAUCCGACGACAGAUCCACCGUGACGGCAGCAGCUGCCAUGGCGCGUCGUGUCAAGGCACCAGCGCCGCCCAUGGCGGUCGCCGCCACGGCCCUGCUGCUGCUGCUGACUGUGCGCGCCCAGGCCGGCGGCGACGAGGCGGCUGCCUGCUCGAGCAUCCCCGUGUUCAUGGCGUGCAUGGGCCCGGAGGGGCUGCGGGCGCCGACGACGUCGGCCGACCCCGACGAGCACAAGGCUCUGAGCGCCGAGUGCUGCAACGCCUUCGCCGGCGGCGAGCGCUAGUGCCUGUGCCGCCUCCGGGACGAGCUCCGCCGCCGCGGGGUCGACCCCGAACGGUUCCUCUGCACCGCCGACACCGGCUGCCAUGACGCCUGAGCGACCAGCCCGCUCACUUCAGUUCCGGCUCAAUUCGGAUUUAAUCCUCGCGUCCGUUGUCGCUGUCGCUCGGUUUUAUUUCCCGCUCAACUUCUGCGUUCCAACUUCCAAGUCACGGUUUCGUUUUUCCAACUUAUUUUUCAUGUCCGCAAGGCAAUAAAUAAAUAAUACUCGUAGUAUUCCAAUGUUUUGAGGCAUCCA
This is a messenger RNA of Panicum hallii, 610 nucleotides long. RefSeq lists its product as uncharacterized. Lineage: Eukaryota; Viridiplantae; Streptophyta; Magnoliopsida; Poales; Poaceae. The coding region runs from base 74 to 316 and encodes 80 amino acids. The transcript has a single exon. The record is from RefSeq and is a predicted model, not a curated record.